AUGUCUCAGUCCAACCGCGCCGAGCUCCAAAAGGCCCUCUACGACGUCGGCAUGCCCAUCCGCCGCGCCGUCCUCAGCGACGCAUACGUCGACAACGCCCUCAAGAACGGCAGCACCGAGUUCGCCAAGGCCAUGCAAGAGUUCACCACGGCCUUUUGCUGGGGCGCCGUCUGGGAUCGGCCCGGACUAGACCGAACGCAGCGCUCCCUCAUCAACCUCUCCAUGCUCGCCGCCACGGGAAAGGUGCACGAGCUCGCCGUGCACACGCGCGGGGCGGUGAACAACGGCGUGUCUGCUACCGAGAUCCGCGAGGUGCUUGUUCAAGUGUGCAUCUAUAUGGGUGUUCCUGCGGGCAUGGAGGCUUUCAAGGCUGCGGAGAAGGUCUUGAUUGAUAUGGAGAAGGAAGGGGUUGUUAUCAAGCAGUAG
This is a messenger RNA of Parascedosporium putredinis, 426 nucleotides long. NCBI's taxonomy places the organism in Eukaryota, Fungi, Ascomycota, Sordariomycetes, Microascales, Microascaceae. The record is from the annotation of a GenBank genome assembly.